AUGCCACCGCAACGCAGCUCAAGAAAACUCACCCGGCAAGCACAACAUGCCCUAAUCCGGAAAUACAAUAUAUCCAUUGAAGGCCCCGUCCGCCGGCGAGACUGGCCGCCCCGAUAUGCGCCCAUAUUCGGCCUCGUGCGAGAUAUGGAGAAGGUCCAAUACGAGGAAUACUCUACCAGAGACUAUGGAAGCGAUGACGUGAGGCGGAUCCUCGUCUCUAAGAUGUGUAACCGUGUCGAGAAGCUUGUUAUCCAGGCCCAUGCGCUUCGUGAGUCCCUCGAUAACGAGGAAACGUGGAGGUUGAAAACGGAGAAUCUGAUUAUCGAGAGGUUCGAGGAAGAUGUAGAUUGCCACGUCUGCGCAGACCGGCGGUGGAUCUCGGACUUCCAGGCAAUACCAAGUUGUCCAGAUACAGCAGCGAGAUUAACAGGUAUACGAGGUGACAGAAAGCUGUGUCAGUGUUCGGAGGCUACGCGGGCAAAGUUGCUGGCCGAAGCGUCCUCGCAAAACACCUUUAUCACCAAAGGGAGCUGCACCGUCGUAGAUAGAUCAAUGGCUGAGAUUCAGAAAAAGAUGCUUGCGCAUCACAGGCCAGAUCGGGUUCUUGGGCUAGGACGGACCCCCGAGCUAGAACAUCUUCUUGCUGCCAACCCUAGCAUCCCGCGCACAGUCAUUGGGGAAGACAUGGGCAUGUACUUCCCGUUUCUUGUCCUUGAAGCCAAAUCCGAGAAGAACAGCGUGGGGUUCGAGUCGAUUGAGCGGCAAACUGUCUUUCCAAUACGUGCCAUGCUGGAUCUUCAGAGGAAUUUGGAAGCGGCCAGCAAUGUGCAAUUCGAUCCAUUGGUGUGGUUCUUAGCAAAUCGUGGAGAUGAAUGGAGGGUUUAUGCGUGUGUUCCUCACCGCGCUCACACGAAUAUCAUUGAUCUUUGGCACGGGUCUAUUCUCAGGCACGAUUCGGCAUUGCAACUACUUUUGGUGAUAGACUUGUUAUGUGACUGGGCGAGAGACAUAUUCAUGGAGCGUAUUACGAUGAUUCUACAAGAACAGGCAGGUCUGGACGGUCCAAAUUUGCUUUCCCAGGAUAGUGUCCAAGUCAUGCCCCCUAUACAGCCCUCGCUAGGUAGCCCACCGGCCCUUCUCCCGGAAACUACUGAGCCGGUCAGCAGUGCUGAGACAAUGCAUUUCUCCUCCACAACUCCUGCAAUAGUCGCAAAGCCUGAGACAGAAGAUGUUGUUAUAGACGAUGUGCCAGACAUCAGUACCCAAGACACACCAAUUACGGAGGCAACCAUGGAGCCUACUCCAAUCUCAAUUACAGAACGGACAGACAGGACAAUAAUACCGGAUGGCUGGCCUGGACACUUAGCUUUAAGAUCUCAGUUCGAUGUGCAUCUUCGAUUUCGCUCUCUAUCGCUUCCCGAGUCCGCCCACGACUUAUCCGUACUGCUGGCGACAAUCGACGGCAAGGACAAGAUAGCCCAAACUGGCAUAAAGCUGCUGGAGUCGUUUAGUUUAAUUUCCCCUUUGUGGAUGGAUCAGACAUGCCUGGGGGAUCCCGAGGCUCCCCUUCGCCCUGAGAGCCAGCCCUUGCUCUAUGCCUGUCUGCACUGGCGAACGACCAUUGACUAUGAUAACUGGGUCAUAAAAAACGAGCUUGCAUGGAUUACAGCUUCAGAUGUUGCCAUGGGAGUCUUAGCAUAUAUCAGCCAUAUCCCUGGGGUCAAGCCAUCCGGGGGGGGUGAUAUCCAGGGAAUGCGUACCGCGUCUGAUUCAGGACCUUCGUCACCUCCCGCUGCCAGAACUAGUGCAAGCAGCGGCCAGGAAGGAGUUUCUGCACUUGAGUAA
This is a messenger RNA of Aspergillus versicolor CBS 583.65, 1845 nucleotides long. RefSeq lists its product as uncharacterized. The record is from RefSeq and is a predicted model, not a curated record. Lineage: Eukaryota; Fungi; Ascomycota; Eurotiomycetes; Eurotiales; Aspergillaceae. The coding region runs from base 1 to 1845 and encodes 614 amino acids. The transcript is spliced from 5 exons.